AUGAAGAAGAUGCUGAAGAACUGUUUUUGUUGCACUUUUAAAGAAGAUCAAGAUCCAAAGAUUAGUCCCCAAAAGAAUAGGGAUUACCCGUGGAAUAUGUACACCCUCAAAGAACUAGUGCACGCCACCAACAGUUUUCAUAACGACAACAAGAUAGGUGAAGGAGGGUUUGGGAGUGUUUAUUGGGGUCGAACAAGUAAAGGCGCCGAGGCAAUCCAUUUGGCUGUGAAACGGUUAAAGUCCAUAAACGCAAAAGCAGAAAUGGAAUUCGCUGUUGAGGUGGAGAUUCUUGGGAGAGUUAGACACAAGAAUUUGUUGGGACUACGAGGAUUCUAUGCUGGGGGAGAUGAAAGGCUUAUAGUCUAUGACUAUAUGCCUAACCACAGCUUGCUUACUCACCUCCAUGGCCAACUUGCAGCUGAUUGUCUCCUAGAUUGGUCACGAAGGAUGAACAUAGCCAUCGGGUCAGCUGAAGGGUUAGCGUAUUUGCAUCAUGAAGUGACUCCUCAUAUAAUCCAUAGAGACAUAAAAGCCAGCAACGUACUUUUAGAUUCGGACUUUCAAGCGAAAGUUGCUGAUUUUGGAUUCGCGAAACUGAUACCAGAUGGGGUGACUCAUAUGACAACGAAGGUGAAGGGAACCCUAGGGUACCUUGCACCCGAGUAUGCCAUGUGGGGAAAGGUCUCAGAAAGCUGUGAUGUGUACAGCUUUGGAAUAUUACUACUUGAGAUCAUAAGUGCAAAAAAGCCAUUAGAGAAGCUCCCUGGAGGUAUCAAGCGUGAUAUCAUACAAUGGGCAACUCCGUUUGUACAAAAGGACACAUAUGAACACAUUGCUGACCCUAGAUUGAAGGGUAGGUUUGAUCUUGUGCAACUAAAGGUUGUGGUCAAGAUCGCCUUGGCUUGCACGGAUAGUAAUCCAGAGAAUCGGCCAAGCAUGAUAGAGGUCGUGGAAUGGUUGAAGAGUGGCGUUGGUAGUCGGAGGAAAGAUAUACGCAUCGUUAAAGAUCAUGUCGAUGAAACCGAAGAUGAUGAAGAUUUUGGUGAUGAUGAUACUGAUGAUUAUGAAACGUUUGAUAUGAAGAAACAUUCCGGUAGGGUUCCAAGAAUGCCAUCAAGAACACGAUGA
Molecule: messenger RNA, 1128 nt
Organism: Cynara cardunculus var. scolymus (artichoke)
Lineage: Eukaryota; Viridiplantae; Streptophyta; Magnoliopsida; Asterales; Asteraceae
Product: PTI1-like tyrosine-protein kinase At3g15890
Exons: 4
Coding region: 1-1128 (375 amino acids)
Biological process (GO): protein phosphorylation
Cellular component (GO): plasma membrane
Molecular function (GO): ATP binding; protein kinase activity
Source: RefSeq, a predicted model, not a curated record